GCAAGCAACUUUCGCAGCUGGCAGCUGCGUCUUGGAAGAAACGCCACCGCCAACAAGUGCUCCGCCCGCAGGCCGACGUUGUCUUUAUCCCCGCAGAGAGCGACGACGAAUCUGCCGACAUUAUCGCCGCGUCGGCUGAAUGGAAGCGAAGACGUGAGUUCUUGCGCGCGCUGAUCUUCGAGCUCGCCUCCAACGCACUUCUACACUGCGAUCACAGCCAUCUCCACCCUGCGAGUGAGCGUCAGUGUGCGUUUGAAGAAAGAAAGAUGACUCCCAAUACGGGCCUCCUCAAUUGCUCCCUUCAGAAGGGCACUCGCUAUGCAGCUACCAUCACACUGUUCUCGACAAGCCUGCUGUUCGUCACCUACAUGGUGUCGCUUUACCGACAGCAUGGCUUUCUCGAGUCUAUCAACAGGUCCCUGGGAUUCGACGUGGCACCUGCCUCGCCAGUCGUGGAGUUCAUGGCCAUGCUGGGGUUCGGCCUGAUCCUGCUCUUCGAGAUGAUGUCAUCCUGGCUGGCGAUUAAGGCAACCACUCUGGAAAGUCGCUGGCUCCUGUUGCCGUUCAUAGGACUCACCACUUGCGGCAUCGUAUCUCCAGCUCUCAUGUCAGCGCUUAUCAUGCUCUCCAGCCAACGAUUCCACUCUAUACCGUUACCCAUCACCACCCUAAUACCCAUAUUUUUCGUCAUCUUGACAAGGACGUACUUCCUGUUGCUGAGCGUGUCCUACUACCGAGAGCUCCAGGAGCGCGAGUCGCGCCAGGAGGAGACCCUGCCGUCAGUGGCGUCCCAGGUUCCGCAGGUGCAUAUCGAUGAACUGCCACUCCACAAGAGAAUGACACCCAUUUUGCUCGACUACUUGCCGAAACCGCCACCGUACGAAGGAUACGACGACGAGUCGCGCGUACACGAAUGCGCCAAGAGCGGAUUAGGCGUGCGCCUUUACAUGUGAAGGUGCACUAUCUAAGUGUUUGUAGCUUCGCUCGUCCAUGAAAUGAGGAACAGUUAGCGUGACAAUUUUUGUAUAUAGCUCUUGGAGUACACAUCUCAUCGCAUGCCACGCCCAGAACUGAAUUCGAGCAAACCUUCACCGUAUGUGACGAAUAGUCUCUUCUCAAGGCGGGUCUUGAAGGUCUUGGUAGAUCUUCGUGCGAUAUCUAGAAGAAAAAAAAAAUAAAACACGGCUGAUCCCUCCGUCAUAGGAGUUGGUAUAACGCGAAAGUGAAAUCUGUCUUGUCUUCGCAUAAGUAUAGUGCUUAUUGAGUAACAACAUGUGAGAGCUUGUACCGUGUAUAUUGGUGUUUGGCAGCUAUAGCACCAUUUGACGUCAAUUCACCUACGCUGACGCUUGGUGGCACAUCUCCAUCGCAAUGACUAAUGCCCACAAUUACGAUUUAAUUGUUGUCGUAGCCGAAGUUGCUAACACAUACUUGGACGCAGCGCAUCAUGAGUGAGUCCCGCGCCAAGAUGGUACUAACAGGCAAAUAAAAUAAAGAGGCGAUUUAUGGCGUUGCGUACUAUACUAUGCGAUAGCUGUAUUUAGCUGUCUCCAUCAAUGAAGAUGAAAGGAAUAGCAAGAGAUGCAGACCUCGAUUAUCGGUUGUUCUCGGUUGGCAAGUCGGUUUAAGCACGGAGGUCAGCUGUUUAAAAUAAAUAUAUUGGGAUACCAUUCGCGAACAUUCACAGAAGACCACAUUUAUGAGGCUGGGAAAAGCACAUAAAAAGUGCAGAGGACGCAUCACAAUCGAGUGUAGCACUAUCGCUGUAGAUGAUUUACUCAGGUCGCAUACAAAUAUUUGCUGAAUUCGAUGAAUCUUCAGGAAACUAUAGUGAAAGACGUCAGCUAUCAUAGGUAUCUGCACGAUAAAAACCCGCUUGCAAUUUACCAUAUGACGCCACUAAGCUAUGGUUAGUCAUUUGACCUCUUCUUUACCAUAAUAUUUCGGUCUUAACGUCCCAGAACUUCCAUACGUGAUCUGUGUUAGACACCCGUAAGUGAAAAUUAGUAGACGGCGACCUUUUUGUGCGCCAGAAUCUCCCGAAAUCACGCAAGAAAAACAAUAAAGUAAGCCGUAGUUUAAGGCCCCCGGAAUUUCGGCCAUCUGGGAUUUUUGACGUCCCCCUAAGCUCAAGUACGUGGGACUCAAGCAUUUUUGCCUCCAUCUAAUAUACGACUGCCGCGGCCGGAAUUCGAUCCCAUGACCUUCGGGUCGGCAGCCAAGCGGAACUCUGGUAUAUGAUCUGUGAACAAUCAGAUAAUGAUGUACAGAUAUUUAAGCUUACAUGUAUGUUUCGUUUGACUGGUGUGAAUCUUGGUUCAGGUUUGCUCGAAGAGUUCUGGGCUGGUAUUGACGUAGCUAUAUCAUGGUGUUUUAUGGUUUUUUUUGUUUUUUUUUAUUUUCUGACUUGAGUACUGACGACAGUUGAGUUCGUCAUGCUUGCAUUCUUUCUUUAUAUACUUUGCCAUUGUAGUCAGUAAUCAAAUGCAUCAUAUUUGCCGACGAUGUUGAACGUGGCGUCGUUACUGUGCGUCAGCGCGUCCAUCUCUCGCUUUGCGCUGACUUUGUAUACGGUCAUCACAGCCGAAACGUUCUUUAUAGCAGCCGAAAUAUGUGUACCGUGAUUAGCGUGGGUCAUACGGGAUGACAACGUUCUGGCGUGCGCAGGGUACUCCAUCAGAAGGGGGUGGGCGAAGGUUCGUAGCAGUGUCCCCAACUCUACGAAGUAAAAGUGUGAUGCAGACCUUUUUAGAUGGCUAGAGGAGGGGGUGGCCCUAGUCACCUAAUAAGAUGUGGUCAUGCCUGUAGCAGCGCGUGAGCACCAGAAGGGGGAUGGGGCUACUAUUGCGCGGCAGUACCUGUCCAAACCCCCGUUGACGUCAUAAACGCGUUGCCUGUGGUCACCGUUCUUGUUCCGUCUUUUUCUUUUUUGUUCUUCAACUUAUCUACCACUCUGGUAUUUUGGUAGGCUUUAUUGAACCUACAAAUCGAGCAAUUGCCUACUGCCUUUAUUUACUGUGUGAAGGCAUGUUCCUACUGAUACGCGUGAAAUCGCGUGCGUUGCACUAUACAGGGUAUACUCCCACGUGCUAAGGAUGCGGUCCUAAUCUGCUUGGGUAGCUCCUAUAGUUGUCUAGAUGCAUUGUGGCAAGCGCGGUGAUAUUGGUAUUGUGAAAGAGUAAUUUCAGUAUUAUGAAAAAAAAAA
This is a messenger RNA of Rhipicephalus microplus (southern cattle tick), 3205 nucleotides long. RefSeq lists its product as uncharacterized. NCBI's taxonomy places the organism in Eukaryota, Metazoa, Arthropoda, Arachnida, Ixodida, Ixodidae. The record is from RefSeq and is a predicted model, not a curated record.